Molecule: messenger RNA, 2128 nt
Organism: Microplitis demolitor
Lineage: Eukaryota; Metazoa; Arthropoda; Insecta; Hymenoptera; Braconidae
Gene: Hinfp
Product: histone H4 transcription factor
Exons: 6
Coding region: 245-2008 (587 amino acids)
Biological process (GO): regulation of transcription by RNA polymerase II
Cellular component (GO): nucleus
Source: RefSeq, a predicted model, not a curated record
UCAUCCAUCAAUUACUUAACAAUAAAAACUCUUUAUUUUUAUAAUUAUAAAUAAAUAACUAUUACUUUAAUUAAAUAAUUAAAUUAAAAUAAUUAAAAAACACGUGUGAGUUGUGAGUAAAAAUUACGACGUAAAAUCAUCAUGGCGAUUUUCUUAUACAAAAAAUAAAUGUAUGGCCAUUUAAUUUCAUUUAUUAUAAAAUAAUAAUUUUUAAUUGUAUGGAAAUAAAUUGUAAAUAUAAAUAAUGGCUAGUAGCAUAACAGAGUACGUAAAAAAUCAAGAAAUCCAAGAGAGAUGUAACCAGUGGGUAACACAAAGUAUAUUAUCAUCCUCGACUUUAAGUAAUAGCAAUAAAAGAGACCGUGAUAAAGAGAGUGAUUUUGAUGUAUCUGAAUGUUUUGACACUGAUUCCGAGUUUGAUUCAGUGUCUGAAUGUGGUGGUAAAAAGCGACGAUUAAAGGUACAUUUGAAAAAAGAAGUUCUUAAUUUAAUUUGCGAAUGGAAAGAUUGUCAGUACACCAGCACAGAUGUUGAGCGCUAUGUCCAUCAUGUUGCUAAUCACGUCUCUGAUUUAGAUGUUAAAAUCUUGAGCAAUAUUAAUAAUAAUUAUAAUAGUGAUAAAAGUGAUGCUGAUGAAAGCAAUAAAAAUAAUGAAGAUAAUGAGGAUGACCAAGAUGAUAUUGAUGAUAAAGGCGUUUAUGUUUGUAAAUGGAAACAUUGCCAGUAUGAAAAUGAUAGUAUACCAGAUAUUAUUAAGCAUGUUAAUUAUCAUUCUUAUCAUACUAAAUUAAAAUGUAUUGGGUCCAAUAUACGAGCUAGAAUUAAAUUACCUAAAUGUCAUCGAGAAAUGAUUCAAACAGUAUUUCAUUCAUCAACGCCAUUAUUUUGUAACUGGGAAGAAUGUUUGAAGUUAUUUAACAAUUUUCAAUUAUUUUUAUAUCACGUUGGUCAGCAUGUUGAAAGUAAUCCACGCGGUAAUAACGUCAGCGGUGGUAUAGAAUGUCUUUGGACUGGCUGUAAACGUAAAUUUCCAAGCAUACAUAAAUUAAAGGAUCACAUUAAAUGUCACACAAAAGAAAAAGUUGUUGCUUGUCCAACUUGUGGUGCAGUUUUCGCAUCAAAUACUAAAUUAUUUGAUCACUGUCGACGACAAAUUUCUAUUGAAACCCAAGGAUUUCAAUGUUCCUACUGUACAAAAUUUUAUCCCACGGAAAAUAUAUUACGUGAACACAUGAGAUUUCAUGUAUUUAAAUACAAAUGUAGUCUUUGUGAUAUGAGCUGCGAAUCACCAGCAGCUUUAGCUAAACACGUAAGAUAUCGACACGUCAGUACAAGACAAUUUAGUUGUCAAUUGUGUGAACAUGCUGCUAAAUCACAACAAGAUUUGGAUUCACACAUGACAGUUCAUACUAAUGGUCAUAAUUUUUUUUGUAAUAAUGACGGAUGUUCUUACACAUGUAAAAAUGCUUAUGUACUUGAUAGGCACAUUGAACGUGUUCAUAGAUCAGAAGUUAGAUGGUACUGUUGUCAUGAGUGUCCAAUAAAAUAUAGACGGAGUUAUAAUUUAACAAAACAUCUAAUUGGAGCACAUAAUUUACGAUGGCCUGAUGGACACAAACGUUUUCAGUAUACAAGAGUGGAAGACGGUUGUUAUCGAUUACAAAUGGUUCGAUAUGAAUGUAUUGAUGAAGAAGACGAUGCUCGUGAUUCGAUUGUUCAAGAAUCGGAAUUACCCCAAAAAGAUUAUAAAAUUAAAGUCAAUACUGACUCUGGUAUUCCUAAUUAUAUAAUAAUGGAAGAUAAUGGUGAUGAUAGUAAUGCACAACAAGAAGUAAAUACUGACGUUGAUGACAAUGUUGGCAAGUCGAUGCCAACAUUAUCAAACAUUUUAAUUUCAAUUGAUGAAGUUGAUGAACAUGGUAAUAUUAUUAAUCGGCAAGUUAUUGAGACACAAGAAACUAAAACUUUGCCAUCUUCUGAUGAACCACCAGUUAUUCUAGGACGUUAAUUUUAAGUAAAAAGUCUAAAGUAAGACUUGGAAAAAAAUAAAUAAUAUUUUUUUUCAUUGUGAUAAAUUAUUUUUUAUUACACAUCAAUAAAAAAUAAUAAUAAUAUUAACAACAAAGUA